UUUGUUCACCAUGGACCCACAGUCUGCCGUGUGAUUCAAUCACAAGAUGGUACGCUUAACAAAAAAGAUGGCACUAGUUUCUAUUACAUUUGGUAAGAAGUUGGUCUUAAUUUUAUUUUGGGAAUAUAUUGUCAUUCAAAAAUGUAUAACAAUUGGUGUCUAAAAAGUCGUGACUCGCUUGUCCGUGAUGUGAAGAGUAGAUAGAUGGGGGAAUUGCUGUUCACUUCAAAAUGCAAUAUUCUUUGAAUUAACAUUCCUGGAGUCCAGUAUUUUGAAAUAAUUUGAUUUCAUAAACUCCAAUCACUGCCUGCCAACAGACUGAUGCCAAGCAUGUAAACCUCUACAGCACCCAAUUCUAAAGUCGGCUUUCAAGCAGCAUGCAAAACCCCUGGGUUACUCUGUUGGAAACCCCGUUACACCGACGCGCGCGCACACUGGCAAGGAGGUCGCGCUGACCGCGAGAGUCGGGCACGAGCGGCGCCGUCUGGCAUCUUGCACAGUAUUCAAUUGUCAUAUUUUGAAAACUGGAAAGCCCAAUUCAUGCAGAAGCAAAGCGUGGGAUUAUAAAAAUAACAAUUUGAUAUUCAACACCGUGGAGCAUGGCGGACGCGGACGUGGACGCGGAGGUGAACGGCAACUCUGCUCCAGUCAAGGAGGAUGAGGAGCCCAUGGACACCACCGCAGCCCACACAGAAAAUUACCAGACACUCAUCGACGCCGGCCUCGCCGAGAAAGUGGCAGAAAGCCUUGAUAGUAUAUUUCAAACAGGGCUGGUGGCUUAUGCUGACUUGGAUGAGCGGGCCAUCGAUGCCCUGAGGGAGUUCAAUGAAGAGGGAGCCCUGGCGGUGCUGCUGCAGUUUAAAGAGAGCGAUCUGUCCCACGUGCAGAACAAGAGUGCAUUUCUGUGCGGUGUGAUGAAAACAUACAGACAGCGGGAAAAACAGGGUAGCAAAGUUCAAGAAUCAACAAAAGGACCAGAUGAAGCCAAAAUAAAGGCUCUGCUAGACAGAACAGGGUACACGUUGGAUGUAACCACCGGCCAGAGGAAGUACGGAGGUCCUCCGCCAGAGGAGAUAUUCACUGGGGCCCAGCCCUCCGUCGGUACAGAGGUGUUUGUGGGAAAGAUUCCCAGAGAUCUGUAUGAGGAUGAGUUGGUUCCACUCUUUGAGAAAGCGGGCCCCAUCUGGGACCUGCGCCUGAUGAUGGACCCCCUCUCAGGCCAGAACAGAGGCUACGCCUUCAUCACGUUCUGCAACAAAGAUGCUGCGCUAGAGGCAGUGAAGUUGUGCGAUAAUUAUGAAAUCCGCUCGGGUAAAUAUCUUGGUGUUUGCAUCUCUGUGGCAAACAAUCGGUUGUUUGUUGGGUCAAUCCCCAAGAACAAGACCAGAGAAAGCAUUUUGGAAGAUUUCGGCAAAGUAACAGAGGGCCUCACAGAGGUGAUCCUGUACCAUCAGCCAGAUGACAAGAAGAAGAACAGGGGCUUCUGCUUCCUGGAGUACGAAGACCACAAGACGGCCGCCCAGGCCCGCCGCAGGCUGAUGAGCGGCAAAGUCAAAGUCUGGGGCAACCCGGUCACCGUGGAGUGGGCCGACCCAGUGGAGGAGCCUGAUCCAGAGAUCAUGUCAAAGGUGAAAGUGCUCUUUGUGAGGAAGCUUGCCACGGCAGUUACAGAGGAACUCCUUGAGAAAACAUUUUCAGAGUUUGGGAAACUGGAACGGGUGAAAAAGCUGAAGGAUUAUGCCUUUGUUCACUUCGAGGACCGGGAUGCUGCUGUCAAGGCCAUGGAGGAGAUGAAUGGAAAAGACUUGGAGAGUGAGCCGAUAGAGAUUGUGCUUGCCAAGCCUCCAGAUAAGAAGAGGAAAGAGAGGCAAGCACAGAGACAGACCCCCAGGGGCUCAGGGUAUGAUGAUUAUUAUUACUACCCUCCGCCACGUUUACCCCCUCCCAUGCGUGGGCGAGGGCGCGGUGGGCGAGGCAACUACGCUGCCUACCCGCCCGAUUACUACGGUUACGAUGAUUACUAUGACGACUACUAUGGUUACGAUGGUUACCACGACUACCGAGGGGGUUACGAGGACCCUUACUACGGCGGCUACGAUGACGCAUACGCUCCCAGAGGCCGAGGAGGUCGAGUGAGCAGAGGCGCCCCGCCCCCACCUCGGGUUCGCGGGGGGCUACCGCCUCCACGAGGCCGCGGAGGUUACGGCCAGAGAGGUGUGCCCAUGGGCGCCCCCCGGGGCACUAGAGGAGGUCGAGGGGGUGCCAUGCCGCAGCAGAGAGGCCGCGGGCCACGGGGCGUCAGGGGCAACCGCGGGGGCAAUGUGGGCGGCAAACGGAAGGCCGACGGCUACAACCAGCCCGACUCCAAACGCCGGCAGACCAACAGCCAGCAGAACUGGGGCUCCCAACCCAUCGCGCAGCAACCCCUGCAGGCUGGCGACUACUCUGGUCAAGACGCGCCAGCGGCUGCGUGAGCAUGCGUGAGGAACACACCUGUUCUCGGCUGUGUUCUUCUCCCUCUCCCAAGUCAAGGGUGAGCCUGGUUUAACCUCUUAACCGCUAAACUGGAGCUACUCUCAAACUGUCCACUGCUGCCCAUGUUUUUUAAUCAGUAAAAUAAAGUUUCACUACAGGUUUAGUCUGUGGCUACUGAGACAGAUAUGCUGUGGAUUUCACAUUGAUGAUGUCCGGCCACAAAAAGAAACUGUAUAAUGUGGUGUUUGACAAGCCACGUGUUAAGAUAAUCCUUUCACUAGCAACAUUUGAUGAAAUGCAGAUUCAUUGUUACACUAUUCAUUUUAUGUUGUAAAGCAUCGAACCCAAGCCGUGAUUGCCAGCAUCUUGUCCAGUAGUCACACUUACAUGAAUGUUCACCACUGCACUUCUCAUUAGGUGGUGAGAAGGGCCAACACACCCUUUGACUCCUUUUUUGUGUUCUGAAUUACAAAUUGGCCCUUGGUUAAUAUGUACACGUCUUCCUGUCUAAGGUGGAAUAGAAAAAGCACAGAAUUACUGUGUUUGGCCUGGUAAAUUGACAAUAUCAAAUCAAAUGUUCUAAGGCAAUCAGGAUAUACACUGUGGGGAGAAAAAUAACAUUCCUAAUUGUUGUGCCUCACCAAUGGGGACACCACGGGGACACCAACACAUCAUUGAAGCCCUUGUAGUAAUAAUCAUCUUUGGCAUUUUAGAUAUUUACAGGAUGACACUCGAACCCAAUUACUUUUAACUGAAAACUGCUUGUGUGAUGUCUUAAUAAAUGUGUGUGCAGAAUAUCAAUCCUAUGUUCAUAUGUAGAUCAAUGCCAUAGUCAAGAUUUCAACAUUUUCAAAGUCUAUUGCACUCUUGUAAACAGGACCUUUGUACAAAUUAGAAUCUAUAACUGAAUUCCCUUUGGGGAAACUGGUACUUGAAAUAUUGAAUUGGCCCGUGUAUGUCACAGAUUGUCCUGAGUAAGUGAAUUGAAGACACGAAAUGGAACUCAAACGAAACUCAACCAGAUGUUGGAAGAUCUUUGAGCUCAAAGCAUGCACGCACCCUCGACUGCAACAAAUUUCGCAAGACUAGCGCCUUUGCUGUGAUAUGGUGCAGAUUGGAUCACGCACUUGUGAAGAAGUGUGGUGGAAUACAUCUCCACUCUGUUCUUGCAUUUUUCUCCACAGAACCCUCCUAAAUUGAAUGCUAAAAAGUUCCACACUGGUGAUUGUCGAACAUGGAGGACUUAAAGUUCAGCCAUUGUCUUACAGAACGUAGAAACUAUAGAGAACAAAGCAAGAAGUUGUCACUCGAACAUUUUUUUCUUCAAAUUGAUGGCUUGAUAUCCUGUAAUUGUGUUGUCUUUCACAUGUUUUUAUCUGUUCAAGCUGUAGUAUAACGGUCCAGUUUUCUGGACAGAUAUUUACCCACUUUUCAUGAUUCAUUUCAUGUGAAUUGUAUUGCACUAAUGUAUUCAUUGUGACUGCACAGAACUUUCUGAAGUGAAUUCUAAUUAAUUUGUUCAAAAUAGUGAUGAGCUGUUUGUGUGAUAUACUGGGCAUUUUUAUCAAAUUAUUCCCACAUUCUGGAUUUGCGAACAUGACCACAUACUAUCUCACAUUUUCAAUGUUCACAGAGCUAUCUGAAAACUAUCAAGAACAAAAAACCCUCAUAUGCUUCUGUACUGAUGACCUUCAGGUAAAAGUAUGGCAGUCUUGGUAUUUAACUCCUUGCUUUUGUCACCUGACUUCUGAUCUAUUAGGAAGCGUGCUUGAGGUGGCCCCAGGUCGAGUCUCUUGCGUCAUGCUGUGGACUCGCUCGGUGGGGCCGCACUGAAGACAGACACGAGACAGCCGGACAAUUCUUUGGUAAGGAUGCUCUUUUGAAAACAAAAGGGAAGAGAAAAAGAGUUUGAAAUCGUUGUGCCUUGUUCCUCCACACCCACCCCGCUGUUUUAUUAAAACCCUCUAUGGUCCAGAUGGAAAAUAAUAAGGAAUGUGGGCUGGUGCCGGGGGGUCCCGAUAGGGGGAGUAAGAGCUUGCUCAAGACACCAUUUUGGGUAAGCACAAAAGAGUGAAAAAUAAGUCCCCUGUCCGCUCUGUUCUCAUUGGAAGGGGUCGGGUGUGAGGGGGCGCGGGGCAUGCCAGGUUUGAUCAAAUCUCUGCAGACUGCUUUAGCACUUGCUGCGUACAGCUUGGGCUUUGGGCUUCUUUUUUUUUUUUU
This is a messenger RNA of Engraulis encrasicolus (European anchovy), 4695 nucleotides long. Its product is annotated as heterogeneous nuclear ribonucleoprotein R-like. The record is from RefSeq and is a predicted model, not a curated record. The transcript is spliced from 13 exons. NCBI's taxonomy places the organism in Eukaryota, Metazoa, Chordata, Actinopteri, Clupeiformes, Engraulidae. Gene Ontology annotation, molecular function: mRNA binding. Gene Ontology annotation, cellular component: ribonucleoprotein complex; nucleus. The coding region runs from base 600 to 2474 and encodes 624 amino acids.